Rattus norvegicus (Norway rat) is the source of this 4410-nucleotide messenger RNA. It is a transcript of the gene Mob1a, whose product is annotated as MOB kinase activator 1A. NCBI's taxonomy places the organism in Eukaryota, Metazoa, Chordata, Mammalia, Rodentia, Muridae. The transcript has 6 exons. The record is from RefSeq and is marked provisional. Bases 174 to 824 code for a protein of 216 amino acids.
GCACGGAGGACUCCGCAGUCUGUGCUGGUUCGGGGCGGCUGGAACCCAGUACGAAACCCAAGCCGUGAAGCUUCGGCAGCCCUGUUGAGCCGCGGACCGCCCUCUGCUUCCCGGUGCCCGCGGCGGCGCCGAGUCUGACGGGGCGGGGGCCACGGCCCCUCGGGCUAGCAAGGAUGAGCUUCCUCUUUAGCAGCCGCUCUUCGAAAACAUUCAAACCAAAGAAGAAUAUUCCUGAAGGGUCCCAUCAGUAUGAACUCUUAAAACAUGCAGAGGCAACUCUCGGGAGUGGCAAUCUGAGGCAAGCUGUUAUGUUGCCGGAGGGAGAAGACCUCAAUGAGUGGAUCGCUGUUAAUACUGUGGAUUUCUUCAAUCAGAUCAACAUGCUGUAUGGAACCAUUACAGAGUUCUGCACUGAGGCAAGCUGCCCAGUCAUGUCAGCAGGUCCCAGGUAUGAAUACCACUGGGCAGAUGGCACUAAUAUUAAAAAGCCAAUUAAGUGUUCAGCACCAAAAUAUAUUGACUAUUUGAUGACUUGGGUUCAGGAUCAGCUUGAUGAUGAAACUCUUUUUCCUUCUAAGAUUGGUGUCCCAUUUCCCAAAAACUUUAUGUCUGUGGCAAAGACUAUUCUGAAGCGUCUCUUCAGGGUUUAUGCCCAUAUUUACCACCAGCACUUUGACUCCGUGAUGCAGCUGCAAGAGGAGGCCCACCUCAACACCUCCUUUAAGCACUUUAUUUUCUUUGUUCAGGAGUUUAAUCUGAUUGAUAGGCGUGAGUUGGCACCACUUCAGGAACUAAUUGAGAAGCUUGGAUCUAAAGACAGAUAAAUGCUGCUUCUUCUAGAACACAGUUACCCUCCCCCUCUAUCUACUGCUAGCACUCUCUCAUUGCUGUCUGGUAUGGACUAAGUGAUACUGACUACAAGAAACCAGGAUCAAAAGAUCCAUUGCGUCUGAAAAAAAAAUUGUCCCAAAGGUAGGUUGGCCAGAUAGCUUCAGAACAAUCCCAUGACACAGCUAAAUCAGAGGUGCUGUGUGGCCACCCUGUUACUGUUAAUGUCCUUCUUUGUUUUCACCUCAUGACUAACCUGUAGUUUGUUGCUGAGUUUUGUUCAAGAAAAUGAGUUUUUCCGUGGGACAACAUAAUGGACAUUAAGAAUUUUCAGCAGCAACUUAUUAGUGACCUUCUAGAACAAAUGUCUUAACACAGAUGAGUUUGCUUUGUUUUACAAAUCAGUGGUGGUCUGUUUCACUUUGGAUAGCGUUUUGGUUCACAUUUGUAUACUGAUGUUUAUAGGCAAGAGUGUAUGUUUUCUAGCCAGGCAUGAUGGUCCAUGCCUGUUAGGGGCAAAGGUGGGAGGAUCACACAUUUGAGGCUGGCUUGGGCUACAUUGUGAAACUAUUGCUAAAAAAAGUUUGUUUUGCAAAAUCCACAAGGCUUAAAUCACAGGCAUAUGUGGACUGAGAUUAACCAAAGUUAUUUUAAGUGACUUUACUGUGUAAACUUGUUUGGGAUUGUCUUCAUGUCUGACUAGAUGAGGAGAGUGCACGACAGAUUUAAUCUUUGUGGCUUCUGACAGCGUCGUGCAGGUUCUCAUUUGAGGCUCUUGACUCAGAUUAACUUCAUAUGUAGGCUGGGGCAGAGAUCAAGAAAACUUCCAAAAUCUGUGACAUACUUGGGCCUCAAAGCCACUGUUUUCAUUGAUAUUUCUUUGCAGUUCUUGAGGCACAGUAGAAAAAGUAGUCAGAGUACUUGAUUAUUUCCUGGAUGAUUCCAUGUUUUUAUUGCAACUUGAAACUUUUCUGUGCACGUAAAAUGCACAGACUUCAUGGCGAUAGGACAAAGGUCAAAACCACAGAAUAGCUUGCAGGGGUGUGUGACAGCAGGUCUCCCUGGGCCUGUUAAAGCUGGAGACCCAGCAAGGGGAGUGAAUUGGGCAGCUUGGCUUCCUUCUGUUACUGAGCACAGGCUGCAGUGAGCUCUAAUGCUUCCAUCCUCCUUGCCUUUGUAGCAAAACUUGAAUUUUUCCUCAUCCUGUCAGGAUAAAAGAAUCCUCUUUUGGGGAAGUGCCUGCUUUUCCUGUGAUCCUCAGACCUAGUCUGUUCUGGCUGCCUUUUCAAAUGUACAUGACAUCCCAGGGAUUCUGGACCCUUGCCCAACAGGCAGUGCUGGAGUUUAUCAUUGUUGUGUGUCAGAGCUGGGACUUACAUAGUGCUCACUGGCCUCCUACAUGGCUUAAUAAAAGUUAGAGUUGAUGAGGUUUUUGUUAUUUAUUUUGAUUCCACUAGACUAUACUGGAAAGUAUUGCUUAGAAACUCCAGUUUUAAUAACUCAUUUUCAGUAUGUUCUUAAGUAUGCUCAGAAUUUUAAAGGAACUGUUUUGUCUUUAUUUUGGCUGAAAUCACCUAUCACCGUUAGAGGAAUUCAAGUUGGAAUGACGGUUUAGGUAAAAAGGGCAGCUUGGAAACACCUCACAGCCCAGGUGUAUGCAAAUGUCCAGACAUCAGCUGUUCUGUAAGUGUAUGACAGUCACCUGCAGACCGGAAACAGGCUUCUAGAUGAUCAAGAAUGUUUCACCUCUCAACCCUAGACUCCAUUUACUUUGAUUUGCUUUAGUCUCUCUCUUUUUUUUUUUUUUUUUUUUCCAGAGCUGAGGACUGAAUCCAGGGCCUUGCGCUUGCUAGGCAAGCGCUCUACCACUGAGUUAAAUCCCCAACCCCUGCUUUAGUCUCUUAAGGAAUGAAAUUCUCUUUCUCAACCAGGGCCCAAUCAUUUUUAUGAGUUCCGAUACCCUCAAAACCAAGGUUUCUCUGCAUGUAUUUUGGGGAUAGAAAUGCCCUCUCCAUGUCUGAGCUCCCAAUGGUAGAUGUUAAGAUACGGAGGAGGCAGCCCCUAGUGGGAUAUAAAGCAAAGCCUUGCUGGUGAAAAAGAGUAUCUCUGUUUUUGGUUGUGUCCCCCUCCCCUUUUUUCCUUUUAUCAUUGAAAACAGUGCUAGACUCCCACACCAACCUGCCUUAAUCAGCAGUGUGCACACUGCGCUGUUGCUCAGUGAGGCAAAGACAUGGGAGGAGGAGUUUGUCUUUCUGCUUUGGCUAGAGGGCUCAUUUAUAACAUCUGAAGAAAUCAGUCUGUCCUGGGUUUAUCUGCAUAUUUCAUGGCUCUCCUGCUCCCCUCAGCAGGAGUCAGCUGUUCUGUCUGAUUCUGCUCUCUGGACUUUGUUGCAGUGACUUCCGAUUGACUGGUGAAUUCUGCCUUAGCCCUGUGGUGCUUUAACUUUCAGGACUUGAAAAACUUGGAUAUUGGGGACUGAAGAGAUGGCACAUUGUUUAAAGCAUUGGCUGCUCUUCCAAAGGACCCUGGUUCAAUUUCCAGCACCCAUAUGGUGGCUCACAAGUGUUUGUAACUCAAGUUCCAGUGGAUCCAACUCCCUCACACAAACAUGCAUGCAGGACAAACACCAAUACAUUAAAUUAAAAAAAAACCUUGGCCAAUGAUAGAUUUAUAAAAAAUACUUACACUUCUCUUGUACAAUUUUUGUGUCAACUGCUACUAUAUUGUUACUCUGCUGAUUGAGUAAAGUGUCUUACCAGCAGCCAGUUAGCCAGGGGUCCUUUUAUCUGCAGCUCCUUGGCCUGCAGAGCUAGUUUAGUUCACACAACUGCUCACUGGAGAAUUGCAGGUCUCUGUUCUCCAUGGCUUGUAGCAAAGGCACAGGCACAGUCCUGGCGGUGAGGUUUCCUGUUUGUACUCUUGGCUUCUCUCUGAGCCCCAAGAUCAUACUAAAUAUAGCGUCUCAUAGCUUCUCAGACAUGUCAUUACCUCAGGCACAUAAACAAAUCAAGACUGAAGAGUGAGGCCCCUACAAGUGUGUGUCCACUCCCCAGUCAGAAUGGAGUCCUGAAACACUGCCAGCCUGGGCAUGCGCUGCUGAGCACCUUUAGCAGUCAUGUUCUUUCCGCCUGAGGUCAGUGAGAGUUCUGACAAAGAAGGAAGCCACAGUAGUCUUUGGUCUUCCUGACUUUACAUUCAAUUUUGAUGCAGGGCUUUGAUGGGCUUUGGAGCACAUGUGGCAGCAGUAAUUUUACUGAAGCAACUGCAUUGAAAUUCACUCGGGUUUUCUCAUCAGAACGUAUCACAUAGUUUUCUGUAAAGCCAUUCUGGAUGGCCAGUGUGCUGUGGACUAGUUAUAAAACAGCAUUCUGUGUUGGUCUGCCUCAAAAAUAGUUUGCAUAAAGUAGUCUUCGUUACCAUCUAAAAUAACUUAAAAUAUUCCUCACGUAAAAAAUUUAUGUUGUAUUUUUAAAACUUUUAGGGCUUUAUCUAUUUUUCUAAGUCGUUAACUGUACUUUUUAAAAAAGUAUUUUAUACCUACUUUUGUAACUUCAUCAGAAUAAACUAUAUUGAAACCAAAAA